GUGGUGUUGGGAGGUGUCAGACCUCACCCUGUCCUCGUGCCUCUGCCAGCUGUGUCCUCGCGCUCAUCAUCCAUCAGUCCGACAGAGCAGCCAAGAGUCUAAUCAUCAUCAUCAUCAUCAUCAUCAUCAUCAUCAUCAUCAUCAUCAUCAUCCCUCCAGAUGAACGGGGAACAGCCUCCUCCGUACCGUCCUCAUUUCCCAGAGGGACACUCGGCCCCCGGUUACCCUCCAGCUCUCAUCUCUCAGCCUGCAGCCUUCCCCGGCUCGUCGUACCAGACCUUCCCUCAGACCUACGCAGGUGGAGAUCACUCCUACUACCACGGGCCCCCUGGGACACCGGGGCCCAUGGGUCCCCCGGGGGCUUUCAUGACUCAGCCUGGAUACCCGGGGUACCACGGCGGGCCCACAGGGGCCCCCUGCCACUGGGACGGUCCGAGGCCGUACGGAGAGCAGCCAAAACAGACAGUGUUCGUGGUGGAGCAGCAGGAUCAGGGCGGAAAUGACGACUCGUGUCUUGCCGCCUGUUCGGCUGCUCUGUGCUGCUGCUGUCUCUGGGACAUGAUGUCUCACUGCUCCUCUGUCCCCGACCUCGACCUCCACUGAGUCUCCCAGCAUGCCGCGGGGCCGCCGUGACGACACCGGUCACUACGCAGAAACAGAUUCUGAGAAAAAAACUAAUCAGGCAAAAUGUUUUCAUCUGGGAUCAAAGCCUGUUUUAUAAUGUGGAGGUUCAGGUCCUGACUGGACUAGAGCAGGGGGACGUUCAACAUGGACGGACCAUGAGACGACAGCCCCCCCCCCAGAGAGGAGCAAGACCCCCAGACCUCCAGAAGACGUGUGUGUGUGGUUGUUUUGUCUUAAACUUUCCAACAAUAAAUGUUAGCUAAUAUGCCCCCAGAGGGGCCGCUCAGUGCCCCCCCCCCCCCCCCACUGUCACUGCUUCAUGUUUGUAUGUACACGUGUGUGAUGUCAUGGUUCUGUCACCGUUGUGAUGAUGAGCUCAAUAAAAAACUUGAUUUCCCCGAUGAAGGUGAAUCUGCUGCUUUAAGAACAAACACAUUAAAACAUGGCCGACAUCUCCA
Messenger RNA from Seriola aureovittata, 1082 nucleotides. RefSeq names its product cysteine-rich and transmembrane domain-containing protein 1-like. The record is from RefSeq and is a predicted model, not a curated record. NCBI's taxonomy places the organism in Eukaryota, Metazoa, Chordata, Actinopteri, Carangiformes, Carangidae. Gene Ontology annotation, cellular component: extracellular exosome. The coding region runs from base 160 to 603 and encodes 147 amino acids. The transcript has 5 exons.